GCGACUCUUCUCCAUCUACAACAAAAAAGUCAUUUUUACUUGGAGCUUUGCUACUUUUCAAACAAAUGCCACGCCUAGCGCUGCGACAAUACAACUUCUAUUACCGCGUGAAUGGUGAAAAGGCCGAAGAAUUGCUCAAAGAGUAUGGCGAAGAUGGAGAUUUUCUUCUUCGAUACAGCGAAUCAAAUCCGCAAAAUUUCUCGAUUUCUGUCAGAGUCGCCGAAGACAAAAUUCUGCAUAUCAAGGUGACAAAGUAUGAAAGCGACAUGCUCAGUAUUUUCGAAGAUGAACGGACUACGCCAAAUCAAUUCGGUUCCAUCACCGAACUCGCCGAAUUCUACAUGGAGUUUCCAGAAAAACUCAGGGAGAAGAAUGGACUCUUUCUUGAACUGAAAAAACCUGUUUAUGUGCCAUAUCAUCUGGAAGCUUGCGCAGAAGAGCAACGACGAACGCAACUUUAUCGCUGGUGGCAUGGAAAUUUACCGGCAAGUAGUGCCAACAAAUUGCUGCAAACUGAAAAGAAUGGAACGUAUCUUCUAAGAGCAAGUCAACACAUACCAGGAGCUCUCGUAAUUUCCGCUAAGACAGAAGGACAAGUAGUACAUUUGACUAUCUAUCAAGAUCCAAGUACUGGAAGAUUCAACAUUGAUGGUGAUAGAACCAAGUUUCAAUCUGCUUGGUUGCUUAUAGAUUCGUAUUCCAAAAAUCCAAUCGUCGAGAAAGGAGAAGCAAGUCGAGUUCUUUAUUUAGAAGAGCCUUUGUUCAAUACAUUCAUCGAAGCUGAUCUUUUCGUCGAUCGUUUUGAAAUUAUUAGAAGACCGAUCAAUCCAAGAGAAUCAAUGGAAAAGACUGGAAUAUCGGAAGAGUUUGAUCGGCUCUCUCAAGAAGCACUUCCCGCUGAACAGUAUCUGUCGAAACGCGAAGGUCGACGACCAGUUAAUGCUGAAAAGAAUAGAUACAAAAAUAUAGUUCCAUUUGAUCACACUCGGGUAAUCCUCACUGAUCGUCCAAAUACACCUGGAAGUGACUACAUCAAUGCAAGUUAUGUGAGAUUUGAGAACAGUCAGCGAACGAAGAAUGUGACAUUUGCAUGCGAGAAAUCUUUCAUUGCCACUCAAGGAUGCCUGGAAACAACUAUCUCUGAUUUCUGGAGUAUGGUUUGGCAAGAGAAUUCUCGUGUUAUUGUCAUGCCAACGAUGGAAAAUGAACGAAAAGAGAAAUGUGCGAGAUAUUGGCCAGCAGAAGUGAAUAAGCCAGAAGUGCACGGUGAUAUUUCUUUGACUUGCACUAUCGAGCGGAAAGUUCAGCGAGCUGUGUCUGAUGAAGUGAAAGCUGAAUUGGAACAAGAAAAAACGAAUCGAAUUGCGAAGGGUUUAGUCCCAGAAGCUGAGCUUAAUGGUGAUGGUAUCAGCUACAUUCUUCGCACUUUGGUCAUGAAGAAAGGAAAAGAUACGAGGGAAAUUCGUCAAUUACAAUAUUUGACUUGGCCAGAUCAUGGAUGUCCACUACAUCCUUACGCAGUACUCAAUUUCCUCGAAGAUGUCGAUCGUGAAUAUGAUUAUUUCAAUGCUCAACCAAUUGCUGCAUCAUUGCCUCAAGGGCCGAUCGUUGUUCAUUGUAGUGCUGGAAUUGGUAGAACAGGUACCGUACUUGUAUUGGACGCACUUCUGAACCAAGUGAAGAAAGUCGGAUUAUUGUGUCCGAUGGAUGUAUACAAGAUGGUUAAGUACGUCAGAACAUAUCGAUCUGGACUCGUUCAAACAGAGCAACAAUAUCAAUUCCUUUACAAAGCACUCGCAUUUUACUUGAAGAAUAAUAACCCCUACCCUGUGAAAUCGUUCAUUGAUGGAGACACGGAUGCCUUCGAUUUUCCACGACGUCUUCGUCCGACGCCAAAUGCUUCACGUCCAUCGUCAGCUAGACAAGUAACAUCUUCUCGGCCUUCUUCCUCUGCGUCAUCCCGUACUUCUCAUUCUCGCCCCCGAACUGGGCCACAAGCGGAGCCAAUUUUCGAGCGCAGCACUUCUUCCACGUCAUCAUCGUCAACUCUCCUGAAAUCAACUAAAAAAUAAAUCGCGAAUCAAGAAAUUUCUAGCAUUAAUUCACCACUUUAAAUUCUAUUUCUAUUUUCUCUUUUAUCCGUUUCAUAGUUGUUAUUCUUUCCUUUUCCAUCUACUGUCAUUCUGUUUUUUUUCUUUCAAUUUUCGACAUACUCAGUUUUGUGUUUCAAUUAUUAUUUUCUUCUUCUUUUCCCUUAAUUGUUUAAUUUUCCAAUUCAUAUUGCUUCCCAUUUUCUCAGGUAGAAACGAUUUGUGAAAAUUAUACAUUUACCAUUCAUUUGUUGUUAUUUGUAGUUUUUUUUGUGACCCAUCUCUUAGAUCCUCCGGUAUUAGACUUUUUCGUAUUGCCAGCCAGACCACCAGGAUGAUUUUCCAUUGUACCCCGUUUGACUCAAAUUUAUUUUUUCUUGUUCCGUCGUAAUUAUUCGCAAAUUCUCUGCAACACCAUACCAUUCAUUGUUGAGCACUAUGUACUAUUUCCCACCAAUUCUUUAUAUAAUCAAGAACAAAUCGCGACGCUGUCUUAUGCACAUGAUUCCCCCGAAUCCCAUAUCCUUCCAGAAUGAUAGUAGAUCAAAUUCAAUUUGUCAUUUGAGAUUUAUAGGUUGAUUGAGAUUUUUCUAAGAAACAUUCUGGUUUGUCUAAUAAACAUUUUAUAUUG
Messenger RNA from Caenorhabditis elegans, 2721 nucleotides. It is a transcript of the gene ptp-2, whose product is annotated as Tyrosine-protein phosphatase non-receptor type ptp-2. Gene Ontology annotation, molecular function: protein tyrosine phosphatase activity. NCBI's taxonomy places the organism in Eukaryota, Metazoa, Nematoda, Chromadorea, Rhabditida, Rhabditidae. Gene Ontology annotation, cellular component: cytoplasm. The transcript has 6 exons. The record is from RefSeq and is marked reviewed. Bases 66 to 2072 code for a protein of 668 amino acids.